CACUCUAAACUUCACACACACACACACACACAUAACAAGCAAAAUCUUCAACUUUCAAACACUCCCAUUUGACUAAUUAUCAAAAUGGGCAAAAACAUGAAUUUCAUCCCUUCUCUGCUUUUACUCAACAAACAAAAACAACUUUGGCUUUGGCCUUCUUCUUCUUCUUGCUCCACCAACAAUCCUAAAACUCUUUCUUUUCGAGCCACCAACAUUGACCAUCAUAAUAAAGACAACCUGUUUGUUAAUGAGCCAGAAUUAGUUGAAGUCACUACGACACAUGCUGGUACUUCUUGUUUCACUAACUCAUCAUCAGAAUCCGCCUGCAGUGUUUCAACCGAGUCAGAGGGUUCAGCCGUCGAAAACAUCGUUCGUGGGGCACGGUCUGAUAGGUUGUUUUUUGAGCCUGAUGCCACUAGCUCUAUACUUGAAACCCAAGCAGCAAGUGGUAGAAAAUGUAGUAGGUUAGAACAGAGUAAUAAUAAUAAUGGUUAUUUGCCAUAUAAAGAGAGUGUGGCUAUGGUUAUAGAGUCAGAGAAUCCGUAUUUUGACUUCAAAAAGUCCAUGGAAGAAAUGGUGGAGAUUCAUGAGCUGAAAGAUUGGAAUUCUUUGGAAGAAUUGUUGGGCUGGUUUUUGAGAAUGAAUGCCAAGGUUCAUCAUGAGUUUAUUGUUGGUGCUUUUGUUGACUUGCUUGCCGGAAUUUAUGAUGGCGGCGGUGGUCGUGGUGACGGUGCAAGUUUAGAUGAUCAUCGGUCUACUGGCUCUUUUACUUCAGUUGGCUCCACUUUCUCAUCUCCCAUUUCAUCUCCAACAUCUCAAGGAAAAAUAAUAAUGGUUACUAAAUGAUAUACGAGUAGUAUAUAUCACUACUCUGAUAGAGUAUAUUAUUAAGUUGAUUUGUUAGGUUAAUUCUCGUGUAUCAUAACUCUUAGAUAUUCUUGAUAUAAUUUUAUUAACUAGGUGUAUACCUCAUUAGCUUA
Molecule: messenger RNA, 980 nt
Organism: Erigeron canadensis
Lineage: Eukaryota; Viridiplantae; Streptophyta; Magnoliopsida; Asterales; Asteraceae
Product: transcription repressor OFP13-like
Exons: 1
Coding region: 85-846 (253 amino acids)
Biological process (GO): negative regulation of DNA-templated transcription
Source: RefSeq, a predicted model, not a curated record